AUGUCAUCACCAGAUUUACCACCAUUCCCACCAACAACAACAAACAAUAAUGAUAAUAGUAGUAAUAGUAGUAGUGGUACGGUACCAACAACAUUUAUAGCAGGAAUAAAAUCUAAAAGAUCAUCAGGAUCAGGCAAUAAUACACCAACAGGAUCACCAGUUUUAUCUAGAUCAGCAUUAGCAAAUGCAGUUUCAUCAAAUAAUAGUAGUGGUGGUGGUUUGGACUCAAUUAAUAGUUUAUAUGGUAAUAAUGCAUUAACUUCAAUUACACAAGCAUUUGCAAAGAGUGAAAGUAAUCAUAGUUCACCAUUAGGUUCACCAAAACUACCACAUACAAAUAGUAGUAAUAAUAUACAAAUGAAUAAAUCAGAUAAUGGUGGUAAUAAUAGCAACAACAACAACAAUAAUAAUAAUUCUAAUGGUAGUUCAAUAAAUUUAAAUAAUGGUGAUCAAGUUGGAUUAAGAGCAUUUGCAAAAAAGAAGAAAGGGACAGCACCAGGAACAUCAUUUUUAAAUUUAAAAGCAAUAUCAGAUGAACAAAUGACAUUGUUAAGUAAUGGAGGUGUUGGUAUUGGUGUUGGUGGUGUUGGUAGUAUUAAUGGUAUUAAUAAUAAUAAUAAUAACUCGUUGACACCAACACGUAUGAAAUGGAAUGAUUUCGAGACAGAAUAUGAAAAAGAAUAUGAAAAUAUAUUGGAACCACUUAGAUUUCCAGUUGGUGAAGUUGUAGUGAGAAGACAAGAAAAGAUACCAAGAACCAUUUUCUCACCAACUAUUGGAAUCGUCACUAGUGGUUUAGAAUAUCAUGUACGUGAAUUAAUCGAUGGAUUCUAUAAGGAUUACUUAAUUGUCGAAACUAAAUCAUCAAUGUUACAAUCACCAAAUCAAAGAAAACCAUCCAUUAAAUUUGGUGGUAGUGGUAGUGGUUUAGGUAUUUCAAAUAGUAAUAGUUGCUCAGAUUUAUCAAGUUCAUUAUCAUCAUCCAAUGGAUUAAAUGGUAGUAGUGGUUUAGGAAUUUCAAGUAAAUUAUUUACAGCAGGUAAACAACUCUCUUCAAGAGAAUUAAAUUAUAAUUCAAUUUUACCAUCUGCAAAUUCAUAUUCUUCUGCUUCAUCAACACCAUCAAUGACAUCACCAAAUUUAAGUAGUGGUAGUGGUAGUGGUAGUAGUAUAAGUAUAAGUAUAAGUAAUAGUGGUGGUGGUGGUAAUAGUAUAAGUAGUAAUGAUGGUUCAAUAACGCAUCGUGGUGGUGGUGGUGGUAAUGGUAAUAGGUCAUCUACAAAUGGUACAAAUGGUAGUGGAUUACAAUUACAUCAACAACAACAUUUUACAGAUCCAUUAAAAGAGUUAAUACCUGAAAGAAAUGGUUUAGAAUUAUUAUGUGAAGUUCAAGAUUUAAAAUUCUCUUUAGAUGUUGAACCUUUCUUUUGUAGUCUUUAUAUAGUUGAUUUAGAUAAAAAAGAACGUAUAACAGAAUCUUUUAAUUUUCAUUUAAAUUCAAAAUCAUUAUUAGAUUCUUUAAAAAUUAAUGAAGAUUUAUUAAGUGGUUGGUCAAAUCAAAAGAAAUGUAAAUUUAAUUUAAAUAAAUAUCAUCCAAAUAUUUAUUUUAUACUUAGAGUUCAUCAUAUAUUUAGAGGUGAUAUUGAAAAAGAUAUGAAACCAUAUUAUAAGGAUCAUAUAAAGGAUAAGAAAAAGAAUGAUGCAUUAUUGGCACAAUUUAAAUGUGAAAUAUCAGAGAAAUGUCAAAGUUGGGGUAGUAGUGAUGGAAAUAGUGGUCAAAUUUUACAACCAUUUGUUUGGGCUGCUUAUCCAGUUUUUCAUCGUCCAACAUUAAGUUCAACACCAAGUUCAAUGAAUUUAACUUCAACUCCAUUAUCACCAUCUUCAUUAUUAUCUGCUGCAAAUUCUUCAUCAUCGUCAUCACCUUCAACAUCAGCUGAUAGAUUACCAACUUUAUCAACUCAAAAUUCUUUAAAUAAUUUAUCACUAUUAGGUAAUUUUAAUAAUGUUUCAGUUACAGAGAAUACCAAUACAGUAUCCAUGACACCACCACCAACACCACCACCGCCACCACCACCAUCAAUUCAAUUACCACCUCCACCUCCACCAUCAAUGUUAAAUCAAAUUUCACCAAUAGAAUUAAAACAACAAUUAAUACAACAAAUUAAUUCAUUAGCUUUAGCUGAUGAUCAAUCAUUACCACCAAUGCCUGUAUCACCACCAUUAAAUAGUGCCAAUAGGAGUAGUGUUGGAAGUGAUAGUGGUGAUAGUAUUAUAACUACACCACCAUCAUCAUCGUCAUCAUCAUCAUCAUCACCAUCCUCAAAUUUUACAUUAUCACCAACUUUCAAUGGCAGUGGUGGUGGUGUAUCAACAUUAUCAAUACCACAACCACCACCAUUACCACUUCAUUUAGGACAUAGAAGAAGAAGUUCAUUUAUGAAUCAUCAAUCAGGAUCAUCAUCAUCAUUAACAUCAACACCAAUUGGAAUUAAUACAAAGAUUACCAAUACCAUUGAAAUUGUAAAUUUAAUACCAUGUACACCCAAUCUAACUGAUAAGACCAUUUGUGAUAUGUUAUUGGUUGAUAAAGAUUUAAAGAAAUUGAAAUCACAAAUUCCAGGUACAUUUACAAUGUCAAUACUUUCCAAAGAGUCUGAAGAGGAUUUAAGAGGUCGUAUAAGUCCAUCAUUGGUACCAUUGUUACCAGUGGAUACAAAUUUUAAGAAACCCAAUUUAAUUAGAGAGAUACAAGAUUUCUCAGAGACACCCUAUCCAUUCGUAGAGUAUGUCAAUAAUCUUUACAUUUAUCCAGAGAAUGUUUUCAUAAAAUAUAAGAAUCCAAAUAUUCAAAUUCAAGUUCAAUUGAUUGAUGAUAUCUCUUGUUUGAAAUCAUUGAAAUGUGUUUAUCCAACUACAUCACCCUAUAUACCAGCGGGACUCUGGGAUACCAUAACAUUACCAGCACCUGGUUUACCAGGUCCAUCACCAACUACACCUUAUCCACCAUUGGAUUAUUGCGCAUUCAGUUGUGUUAGUUUUCACGAUAAACGUCCUCAUUUCUCUGAUGAAUUCAAAAUUAAAUUACCAAUGAAAAUCACAAGUCAACAUUUGUUAUUCACAUUUUUCCAUAUCAAUAUUCAUGCAAAGAAGGAUGUUAAAACUUCAAUUGGUUAUUGUGCCGUACCAUUAUGUCAAUUAUCUAUGGGACCAUCGGGUAAUCAAGGUGGUAUUCAUUUCAUAAAGGAUGAUUAUUAUUGUGCUGCCAUUUCAUCGGAUAUGAAUAAUCUUUCACCUAAAUUUGUUAAUCCUGAAACCUCUAAAAAAGAGAAAAUGCCAGUUUUCACAUUUAGAACAAAGUUGGUAUCAAGUGUAAUCACUCAAGAUCCAUGUUUAGAUUCUUUCUUUAAAGGUGGUGGUAGUAAUGAAGUUAAAUCAAUACUAAAGAUUGAUAGAGUUACCUGUGUUCAAUUCUUCCCUUCAAUUUUAAAUCAACUCUUUCAAAUUAUGUGCACAAAUGCCAACGAAGUUGCAUCACAAGCUUUCAAUUCAAUAUUACAUGUAAUUAAAAUUGUAGAUGGUUUUCAAGAGAAAAAAGCUGGCACAGAGAAAUCAAGAUUAUUAACUUACUACUCUGAAUAUCUCUUUGACUAUGUACCAGAUUCAAAGAAUCUCUACGAAGAGUUAUGUAGACAAUGGGUAAAUUCAAUAAAUUCAGGUGUCUAUGUUAAAGAUUUCCGUUUAAAUUGGUUCCUCUUGGAUAUUAUGACUAAAUCAAUGGCAUUAUCAUUACAACCAACCGGUAAACUAGAUACAGAUUUAGGUAGAGAGAAUAGAUUUAAAAUUGAAUUCCUAGAGAAUCUUAAUAAGUUGGUAUUGAUGUUAAUACCAUCACAAUCGGAUGGAAUGUUGGUUCAAAGUUGGGAAUUCUUUAUGAAAUUCCCUUAUUUCAUUAAUAAUUUAUUCCCAUUGAUUGAUAGAGGUUUCCUUUUUAAUCUAAUCUAUAAUUAUAUCACUAGAAUCGAUCCAACCAAUGAAGAUUUAACAAUGGUAACAAUUAAAUUCAAUUUCUUAAAGAUUACCACCGAUUAUGAUCAUUAUAUUCCUUUGAAUUUUCCAAUGUUAUUCAAAAGUUUGGAUUCAGUUUCAGAUUUAAAUUUGAAAUUCUUUAAACGUCAUUUCUUAUCGGUAUUAUUAAUCACAGAGGUUGAGGGUUGUUUAAAACAUAAUAAACUGGCCACUAGAAAUCAAGCAAUUCAAACUUUAAAACAAUUGAUAAAGAAACAUCAUUAUGAUCAAAGAUAUCAAGCAGCAGAGAUUAGAGAAAAAGUUGCAAGUAUUUAUUUCCCAUAUGUCCUAAUGAUAGUUGAACAUUAUUCAAUCAUUAAACAUCAAUUGGAAGCUAGAGAGGUACAAGAAUGGUUAACAGUUUUCAUUUGGAUCCUCCAAUAUUGUAGUAGAGAUCUAUUAAGAAUGUGGUUUACCAAAGAGACUCAAAAACAUCAAACUAAUCUAUUGAAUCUUAUGAUGAUGUCAUUGGAAAGUUUUAAAGAUGAACCCUCAAUCUUUGAAAUUGCAAUUCUAUCAAUUGAAAUCUCAAAAUAUAUUCUAGAUGAUUUCAAUGAAGAUCAAAUGCAAUCCAACAUAAUUCUAUUGGAUAUAAUAAUUAAUAUACUUCAAAAGUGUUCUUCAAUCUCUGGUGUGGAAAUGUUAAGAUUAAUCUAUACAAUCUUUAAAGAUUAUUUAGUACCAAAUUAUCCAACUUUAUUAUUUCAAAAUUUAAAUAACUCUUAUUGUGAAAUCAUUACUUAUGAUCUUCUUAGAUCAAUUAAUAUGACUGAUCUAUUGGAUGAAUCAGCAUCAUUAUUCUAUUUAUUACUAUUAAAAAAUUUCCAAUCAACCAAGGAUAUCUCAAAGAUGAAAAUUCAAUCAACAGUUGCAAUCUCAAGAUUAGUCGGUGAAAUUAAAUUGGAAAAUAGUUUUAAUCUUAGUAGUUUCUUAAUGAAAGUUAGAAAGUUUGUAACACAACAAGAAAAUGGUGAUAGUGUUUUCAUUAAUCAAGUCGAAGAAAUGUUAAAUAGAAUUGAUACCUUGAUGAAAUAUUCUCAUACUAUCAAUCAAAAUAAGAAUGAUCCAGAAUUGGUUAGUGAAAUGUAUUUUAGAAUCUCAAAUAGUUACUUUGAAUCACCAAAUUUACGCUUAACUUGGUUAGAAAAUCUUUCAAAGAUUCAUAGUGACAAUGAAAAUUUCGAUGAAGCAUCACAAUGUUUAGUUCAUUGUGCUUAUUUAAUCUCUCGUUAUUUAAUUCAAACCAAUAAGUUUAAUGAUAUUUUAGAAUCUGAUUUCUUAUCAAUUUGUCCAAAUAUAAAAUCAGAAUUACUAUUACCAACAUUUGAUCAAAAAGAUAGUGGUGCUUUAUUCCAAUCCAAUAUUUGGUCACUACCCUAUGUUGUAGAGUUAUUAGAAAAAGCCAUUGAAUACUUAAUGAUGGGUAAUCGUUAUGAAUUGGCAAUUGAAAUCCAUUCACUCAUUUCAAAAAUUCAUAAAACAAAGAAAGAUUAUAAAUCACUCUCUACAAGUUUAUCAAAUUGUCAAAAAGUUUGCCUCGAAUUGGGUGAAAAGAAUAAGGAAACUCGUAUCUAUGCUAGAUUCUAUCGUGUUGGUUUCUUUGGUAAAAAGUUUUCUGAUGAACAAAUGGAUGGCAAAGAAUAUAUAUAUAAAAAACCUCAUAAAUGUAAUAUUAGUGUACUACAAAAUCAAAUUAAAAAUAACCUUCAAGAGAAAUUCGGUCAAGACGAAGAAAUCAUAGUCUUAUCAAAUGCAAAAGUUGAUAAGAAUUCAUUGGAUCCAGAGAAAGUUCAUAUUCAAAUUGUAUCAGUCGAUCCAUAUAUUGUUGAUCCACAACAUCAAUCUUCUGCCGCCACUGUUGAUGUUGCAUUAUCACAAUUUGAUCAAUACUUCAAUAUCUCUCAAUUCAUUAGUGAAGUACCAUUCAGUACCGAAGGUAAAGCUAUUCAAGAUGAUAUGAGUAAACAACAGAAAAAGAAAACUAUUUUCUCUGUGGAAUUGGCUUUCCCAUAUGUAAAGAAUCGUUUAGAAGUAGUUUCAAAACGUGAAAUCAUUCUAUCUCCAAUUGAAAAUGCAAUAGAAUUAAUUCGUGGAAGAUGCAUAAAAUUAAAGGAACAAUUGGAUACAAAUCCUCCAAGAAUCAAUUUACUUCAUCAAAUUCUUCAAGGUAGUGUUUUCCCAAUGGUUAAUGAAGGUCCUUUGAAAAUUUGUGAAAUCUUCCUUUCACCAAAAACAAUCAAUAAUUUUAACGCUGAUCAUGUCGAUCAAUUAAAGAAAGCAAUGGAGAAAUUCAUUAUUUAUUGUGGUUUCACCCUUCGUUUAUCUCGUAGUAUAAUUUCAGUUCAACUUCAAGAAUUUCAAAAUAUGAUUGAAGAACAAUAUAAAACUCUUAAAGGUCAAAUUAAUUCUUAUUUAAAAUAA
Molecule: messenger RNA, 6489 nt
Organism: Dictyostelium discoideum AX4
Lineage: Eukaryota; Evosea; Eumycetozoa; Dictyosteliales; Dictyosteliaceae
Gene: zizD
Product: DOCK family protein
Exons: 2
Coding region: 1-6489 (2162 amino acids)
Biological process (GO): small GTPase-mediated signal transduction
Molecular function (GO): guanyl-nucleotide exchange factor activity
Source: RefSeq, a predicted model, not a curated record